AUGGCAUGCAUGAUGCUGCUUUUACCUCAACAAUUAAGGAUUUUGACAGUCCUGACCAAAGUAAAAGUUACCAAAAAGUUAAAAGAACAGAAAAGUGAAAUCAUCUUGCAAGAAAAUUAUUGUAAUGGAUCAAAAUAUGGUUCACCAGGAAAUUUUCACACAUCUGCUCUGCUAUGUCAGAAUGACGAUUCUUCAAAUGAAGAUGAGAAUGUAAUAGACGACCCAGAAUAUAAAGAUUUUGUGGAAGAAUAUCACAAACAUCCUCACAAUGGUCACAGCCUCUUUGUUAUUCAUCCAGCUGUAAGAUAUGAUCGACGUAACCCACAGCUUACAACACCUGAGUUAGAAAUGGAAGAGGCCUGUACACUAGUCAGAACAUUAGAUAAAUGGACCGUUGCUGAACAGAAAAUAGUUAACGUCAACAUUGGUACACUGACAACAGCAAACAUGUUUGGUGCAAAUGUAUUUAAAGAAAUGUGUUCUAAAAUUCCAAACAAGAGGAACAUUUCUGCUGUGUUUCUUAAUGUUAGCCGUUUGAACAAGGCACAGAUUAUGAAUUUUCAGGCACAAUGGCAGCUUCCUGUAUUUGAUAGAUACUCUAUAGUGAUACAAAUUUUCAAACAACAUGCUUUAUCAAAUGUGGCAAAGCUUCAAGUGGCACUUGCUGAAAUUCCAGUAAUAAGAGAUAGGUUAGAAGAACUCAAUGCUGCCAAUCCACGUCAAAUUCAGAGUGGUCUUGCCAAGUCAGCUCAUGGUCGUGGUGCUAAAACUCCAUUACAAAUCAGAAAGGCUUUACUACAGGACACAGAAAGAAAGUUAAAGAAGGCACUUGCUAAGGUUAAAAAUCAAAGAGAACUUCUUAGAACAAGUAGAAAACGGAAAGAACUUCCAACUGUAGCAGUUGUUGGCUAUACAAACAGUGGUAAAACAACACUGAUAAAAGCGCUGACAGGUGAUGAGAGAAUGCUACCAGAAAACCAGCUGUUUGCCACACUAGAUGUCACUGCACAUGGUGGACUAUUGCCCAAUAAAAUGACAGUGUUAUAUAUGGAUACUGUAGGAUUUAUAUCUAAUCUUCAUCAUAAUUUGAUAGAUGCAUUUUCUGCCACGCUAGAGGAUGCUUUGGCUGCUGAUAUAGUUCUCCAUGUAAGAGAUGUCAGUCAUCCAGAUGCUGUCAAUCAAAAAGUUGGUGUGAUGAAGAUAUUGAAGGAAAAACUGACCAAAGAUCAAAUGGACAAUAUUAUAGAAGUCUGUAAUAAAGUGGACAAACUUUCACAGAAUUAUUUCUGUGAAGGCAAUGAAAUGCCUAUAUCUGCUGUGACAGGACAAGGCUUAGAUGUUUUAGUGGAAAAAAUACAACACAAAUUAUUAGGAGAAAACUCUAUAUAUUUAGAGAAAAGACUGAGAAUUCCUGAUUCUGGAGACCAGCUGAGUUGGCUGUAUCAAGAGACCAAAGUACAAGACAUACAAACAGACACUGAAAAUCAUCUUAUUGUAGAUGUUGUGAUCUCAAAAACAGCUUAUGAAAAAUUUAAAAGUAGAUUUUAUAAUGUGAAACAGAAAACAGACUUUCCAAAAAUUAAAAGAAGUUAAAAAAGAUAUAUAUCAACUGUUGGCAUCA
This is a messenger RNA of Mytilus trossulus (common blue mussel), 1621 nucleotides long. RefSeq names its product putative GTP-binding protein 6. The transcript has 13 exons. The record is from RefSeq and is a predicted model, not a curated record. Gene Ontology annotation, cellular component: cytoplasm. Lineage: Eukaryota; Metazoa; Mollusca; Bivalvia; Mytilida; Mytilidae. Gene Ontology annotation, molecular function: GTP binding; ribosome binding. The coding region runs from base 1 to 1593 and encodes 530 amino acids.